AUGGCUGGUACGCCUCUGCCUGAUCUGACCUCGUCAACGGAAUUCAGUCUUGCUGGCGAGGAUGCUAUCACAGCGUAUCACCACUGUCGCGCGCUGGAGAGUUGGAGCGCGACUCAGCCGGAAGCCCAAACAAGCGCAAGCCGGGCACCACCUCUCGUUGCAGCUCGCGUUCUGGGAUACCUGCUUCUUGUUCUCUCGGACGAUGUUAGACCCGUGCUUGGCAGUUUCAUACUGGCGUUCAGGCGACCUCAAACGACUCCCGCUCCUAGCGAGCACCCGUCAAGACCAUCUUUCGACGAUACGGUCGAGUUGUAUAAAGAAUCUCUCGAAGCAACCCCAAGAGGCUACAAGGCGGGGCGAGAACUGGUGAAUCCGACUAUGGACUUCCUAUCCCAGCGCAUCUCACUCGUACGUGUACAGACCCGCAAGCGGGAUAACUAUCGAUGCAGCUUGACAGGUGCUGUCGAUUUCCGGGCCAAGGUAAAGGGUCUUGCCGUGCCACGUCCUGGCGAAAGGCAAUUCCCAACCGAAGUUGCGCACAUCAUUCCCAAGGGAUUAUUCACGGAAAUGCCAGAUUAUCCAAAGGAAAGCGACAAGCGCGAAGCCGUUGCAAGCGUUGUCGCGGUGCUUUCUCACUUUUCGAAUCCGAUGCUGCCUGACCUUGGCGGAGAACAAAUGAACCAGCCGUCAAAUCUCUUACUGAUGGAGGCAAAUUUCCACCAGUUGUGGGACGAUCUUGCGAUUUAUCUUGAACCCACGGGUAUAGCCAACCAGUAUCGACUGUGCAAGUGCGACGACAGUUUGGUCCUCGGCACGAUACGCACCCCGGUCACCUUUACUACGACCGACCCUGCGACACAGCCUGUCCUAAACCCCGAGUUCUUACGGUUGCAUGCAACCUGUGCCCGCGUUGCACAUCUGUCUGGCGCAGGCGAAUAUAUCGAUCACAUACUACGGUGGGCAGAGAGUGUUGAGGAUGUGCGCGCUCUCGAUGAGCCGCACGCCCUUCAGUACUUGGCACUCAGACUGGAGAUGCUGCAGGUUAUUCCUCCUGUGCAUAUACAGUAA
Dacryopinax primogenitus is the source of this 1068-nucleotide messenger RNA. RefSeq lists its product as uncharacterized. The coding region runs from base 1 to 1068 and encodes 355 amino acids. NCBI's taxonomy places the organism in Eukaryota, Fungi, Basidiomycota, Dacrymycetes, Dacrymycetales, Dacrymycetaceae. The record is from RefSeq and is a predicted model, not a curated record. The transcript has 5 exons.